This is a messenger RNA of Hyaena hyaena (striped hyena), 4579 nucleotides long. RefSeq names its product proline rich coiled-coil 1 (gene PRRC1). The coding region runs from base 247 to 1578 and encodes 443 amino acids. The record is from RefSeq and is a predicted model, not a curated record. Gene Ontology annotation, cellular component: cytoplasm. The transcript has 10 exons. Gene Ontology annotation, molecular function: protein kinase A regulatory subunit binding. Gene Ontology annotation, biological process: activation of protein kinase A activity. NCBI's taxonomy places the organism in Eukaryota, Metazoa, Chordata, Mammalia, Carnivora, Hyaenidae.
CGCGCGGCGUUGAGCUUCUGCCCGGCGUCUUCGUGGUUAUCUCCGAGCCUUGCUCUUAGCUCUCGGAGCUUCACGUCCCCGCGCGUUUCACCUGCCACGCAGACGCUCCUUCGGGCCCCCAGAUCAAGAUUAUCUUAAACUUGACUUCCACCAGCCAAUGGAAGGAUUUAGCAGCACCUGUAGGAGGAAACUGAAUUACCAAUAGAAAAUGGGGCGAUGAAAAGAGUAAACUGUAACUGAAGAAAAAUGAUGGAAGAGAGUGGAAUAGAGACCACCCCGCCGGGGACCCCUCCGCCACAUCCUGCGGGACCCGCCGCGGCCACUGUGUCUUCCACGCCCCUUCCUUCAGCUGCAACUAGUUCUUUUUCUUCUCCAAACGUGUCCUCCAUUCAGCCCUUGGCGCAGCAUGUGUACUCCACCCCUCAGCCACCCCUGGCUCCUGUGAGGCCCUCUGCGCCCUUGGUGCCGCCUUCACCUGUCCCUCCCGUCGCAGCCCUUGCUGCUUCUGUACCGCCUCCGGGGGCUCCAGCACCUGCUGCCGCCUUCACUAACCCUCCUCUGUCUCACUUCCCCCCUCCAUCUUCUGCCCCAAACACUCUUUUGUCCGCACCCUCUUCCGGUCCUCCCACAUCGGGAUUUUCUGUUGGAGCGACUUACGACAUUACAAGGGGACAUGCGGGAAGAGCUCCCCAGACACCCCUGAUGCCGUCGUUCUCUGCACCUCCUGUAACAGGUAUUUUGCCGACUCCCAUUACUCAGCAAGCCAGUUUGACAUCUGUGGCACAGGGGCCUGGAACCACGUCAGCCAUUACUUUUCCGGAGGAACAAGAGGAUCCCAGAGUUGUUAGGGGUCAGGAUGAAGCGUCUGCUGGUGGAAUCUGGGGUUUUAUUAAGGGUGUGGCGGGAAAUCCCAUGGUGAAAUCUGUGCUUGACAAAACAAAGCAUUCGGUAGAAAGCAUGAUUACAACGUUGGACCCUGGCAUGGCUCCAUAUAUCAAAUCUGGAGGUGAACUGGACAUCGUAGUGACCUCGAAUAAAGAAGUGAAAGUCGCCGCCGUCCGAGACGCCUUCCAGGAGGUCUUUGGCUUAGCUGUGGUGAUAGGGGAAGCUGGACAGUCCAAUAUUGCCCCACAGCCGGUGGGCUAUGCAGCUGGCCUGAAAGGAGCCCAGGAACGGAUAGAUAGUUUGCGUCGAACUGGAGUGAUCCAUGAAAAACAGACUGCUGUGUCAGUAGAAAACUUCAUCGCAGAAUUGCUGCCUGACAAGUGGUUUGACAUUGGCUGCUUGAUAGUUGAAGAUCCCGCCCACGGCAUUCAUCUAGAAACAUUUACCCAGGCCACACCAGUGCCUUUGGAAUUUGUACAACAGGCUCAAAGUCUUACUCCCCAAGACUACCAUCUGAGAUGGUCAGGCCUUUUGGUGACGGUGGGUGAAGUCCUGGAAAAGAGCUUAGUCAACGUCACCCGGACUGACUGGCACAGGACGUUCACCGGCAUGUCUCGGCGACAGAUGAUCUACAGUGCAGCCAAAGCCCUUGCGGGCAUGUACAGACAGCGCCUGCCCCCCAGGACUGUGUGAGCCAGCGCUCUCCCGGGGCACCGGCGACUCCUUCGCUUGGGGCGUGGCGGUAUUUAGACCUUAUACCUCCCCUAGAUGGACAGCUUCAGGGAACACAGCAGUCUUGAUAGUUUGCUCGUGGGGUGUGGUGGUUCUUUUCUAGAAAGGCAGGGGGUCAUUCCAGUAGAUGAAAAGAAACAGAUCCUUUCUGUGAUUGUCAUUUCGUGUGUCACAGUUCUUGAAAAAAAUCUAUAAAUAUUUUUAUAGGACACUUUGAUAUACCAAAUUUAUAAGGUGCAAAUCCAUGUGCCUACUACGUUUAACGUAACGAUACGUACUUGAUUUUUUUCCUUGUUUAAGAAGACAUGACUGGUUAAAGAACGUCAUUGUUUCUUUGAUUUCAAGAUUAAUCUCUUUCUUGUUAGUUUUUGGCGCUUGUGUGUGCAGGUGAUCUCAGGUCAUACGCUGAGCCUUGUGCUCCCAGUGGACCCUCAGACACCUUUUUGCCGGGAGAUGGUGCGCAUUUCAGUGCUUAGUUUUUACAUGGGCCAAAAUGAUGAAAUUGAUAAUUUUGUUUCUGUUAUCAUGUACAUACAUACAUAGUCUAAAAUAAAAAGGAUUUAUUUCUAAGUAAGUUUUGGCAUUUUACAGAUUUAUACUCUGAAAUGUUGGAGUGAUCGGUUUUGCUUGCCGUGGCUAUGACAGCUAGUGGCACGUGAUCCAUGUAUAUUUUAAAUUGGAAGCAUUUGGGUUAUUUUCAUAUAAUAGUAUUCAGUAUUUCCAAGUAAACUCUGAUGUCAGCCAUGAUUUCUCCUUCCACUCAGAUUUUCUCAGAUGUAGUAGAGAAAUUGUUCAGAGGAAUUACCUUGUUAUUUAUGGAAUUGUAUGCCUCUUAAUUUAAUUAAUGUUACUUAAUAUUUAGUUUGCCUUAAACACCGCUUUUCUAACCUGGUGCCAUUCUGCCUUUACUCUUUAUCGAAGUUUUCAAAGAGACUAUUUAAUAUCCAGUCUGUUUUAUCUAGUCCAUUGUGUUUAUAUGUAGUGAAAGCUUCUUUUUCCCCCAAAUAAUAUAUUUUACCGUUUUUGAAUUUAUAUAAAUCAAAAUUUAAAUAGUUUGUCUUCUACUUUUGGACUCUAUAUAUGCAAGUUCAUAUAACUUUUUGAAGAUAGUUUCUUACAUAAGUGUUAUUUAAUUUUUAUUUACUCGUCUGUACAGUUCUUUAGAUGGACCAGAAUUAGCACAAUCUUCCAAAGUGUGUCAGAACUCUUAACCCUGCACUGUCCUUGCAUGUACUGGUUUCUUUGUAUUAUUUUGAGAACUUAAUUCAUUUGUGUUAUUUUUUACCUGAGGAUGAGAAAGAAGCAUUAAUUUCACAGCUAUGGUUUGGUGAAAUUCAGGCUUGUCAUUAAAAGUAAUGAGAGAAAGAAAAGACCUGUAACCAGUUGCUGUGACAUAAUAGGAUCGAAUACUUGUCUCUCCUGUUAUUACUCUUUGUGGAAGUUUAUCCAUGUUUCCUCCAUCUUGUUAAUAAAAAAGAGCUUUUCUCUACCAUGUACUUUUUUUCUGUAUUUUUGAAAAGCUACUCUCACCUAUCUGUCUUGUCAUGGCCGUGGCCUGAGAACAGCACACAAGUAGGGAUGAAGGAAGCCUGUACAGUAUUUGUGCCCCUUUCCCUACUGUCACAGGGAAUUUUAGAGAUCCUAAGGAAUGUCAGUCUUUUUAUUUUACCAAGUCUCAAAUAUUUUAUAUUUUUAAGGGCUGUUUUCAAAGAAACACCAGAAGGGACAUCCCUCAGAUGACAGGUUUCCCAUGGUCCUGAAAUGACUCAGUUCUUCUGCGGCCUGGCUGAGGCCAGGUGAUCUUCCCGCCAGCCGCCAGUUUGCUGAGCCUUCCGUUCCUUAGAGUGGUUGCAAGUGUUGAGGAGGAUUCGGGACGGGCACGUGGAGAAGUAAACCCACGAGCUGGUUCCGGCCUCUGAUUCAUUUCUUGGCCUUCAAUUGCCGUUGACAGGCAUCUGAGCAUGGCUGCCUGUACGUGCUCCGUUUUCCCAACUUCAUGUUACGUUUUUCAUCGUUAGGUUUCGUUGUUGCACACGGGGCGGGAAGACCAACUCAGGUUGUUGCUCGCGCCCCGGCAGCUGCAGCCAGCGGCUCGUGAGUGCUGGUGCGAGAUACUCAGGUGGCCGUCACCCAGCCGCCCCGUGUGCAUUUCCCUUGCUGCUCAUUUCCCAGGGGCCCCAGCGUUCCCGUUUUUUACACAGGCCAGCGGCUCUUUGCUUUUUUGUCUCUCAAGCUUCUCAGGAAAACCUGACUUUAAUACAGCUCUUUAGCACUGCUGUUCUGGUCGUGAUAGUUUUUCUUCUGAAGUGCUCCAGGAAUUACUUAGGGAAUUUUCGCAGCUCACUCACUUCUUUGUUUUAAUGACGUAGUGUCAAAGACAACAGGAAAAAUACAGGAGGAGUCAUGUAACCUCAGUUGACAGAAGGUUCUCAGAGGCUUCAGUUCAAGAGCCUCCCCUUGAUAAGCUUGUCGUGUCACCCAGACCCAAAGUGGUGCCACAGGCUUCUGCAGUUGGAGAGCUUCAGGCAGUCCUCGUCCCUACCCUGCUGGUCUCUUUACGACUUCCCUGUUCAUUGUUCCUUUUUAUUUUAAGGAUUCAUGAGGUAGAAAAUCGAGAUGACUGAAUUCAUAGCCAAACGGUAGUGUAAUGGUAAGUUUAAAUAUUAUAUGCAUGCAUGACCCAUGACAUACUCAGGGUCAACUAAAUUACUCUUUAUGUAGUUGAAUUUACUUUGUUCCUGAACUACAAAAAAAACUGAAACAGGUAUGUGUGUCUUCUGAAGCCAAAUUGAUAUUUUGUGACCCAAAAGAUGUUGGGUUGUAUAUAAAUUAUUUAGAAACUUGGAUUUUUACUCCCGGAAUAUGAUGUUCGUUCUGAAGAUACUAUGCAGGAUGACGUAUUGGAUCAAAACAGUUUUGUAAGUGUGUAACUAUGUCAUAAAUAAAUAAUACCUCAAUUUAU